AAUCGCGAUACCGUGGCCGUCGCACCGCUCUUCUACAUUCAGUCCGUACUCUCAUCCAUCAUGUCCCCAAGCCGCACUUCCCAGAGACCCCACGUUGUUAGCCUGGGAGCGCCUAAAUUCGCCGGUGCUGAUUACCUUGAAGCCUUUGGCCGGGACCAUGACUUUGACGUGCUUGACGCCAAUGAUCGCGCCGAGACUCAGCGGCUGCUGCCAGAGUUGAUCAAAGAAAAGGGCCCUGUCGAUGCUUUUGUCAUUCGAAUGGGCACGCCGCCUUUUGAGCCAUUCGAUGAGGGUCUUCUGAAGUCGUUGGCUCCCGACUGCCGCAUCAUCACGUCUGCAUCUGCUGGAUACAAUGAGUUUGAUGUUGAUUGGAUGUCCAAGAACAACAUUCUUUUCUGCAAUUCAGUCGAUGCUGUUGCAGAGGCGACAGCAGACAUGGCCAUAUUUCUCAUCCUGGCAGUUCUGAGAAACACUUCCAAGGCUGAGCGCACUGCAAGGGCAGGCAAGUGGCGAGGAGAGCCUGGCUCGCUCAUUCCAGCUCAUGAUCCCACCAACAUAACGCUUGGUAUCGUCGGUAUGGGAUCCAUCGGAAAGUAUCUCGCCAAAAAGGCCACAGUUUUCAACAUGAAGAUCAAAUACUAUAACCGUCGCCAACUAUCUCACGAGCUGGAACAAGAGUACGAUGCAACAUACUGCUCUUCCCUCCACGAACUCCUAUCUCAGUCUGAUAUCGUGUCCAUCAACUGCCCAUUGAAUGAAAAGACCACUGGCUUGAUAGGUCCCGCAGAAUUUGAUGCCAUGAAGGAUGGAAGCUUUUUUAUUAACACAGCUCGAGGAGCUAUUGUCAAUGAGGCCGCUCUCAAGAUGGCAUUGAAAUCGGGCAAGAUUGCAAGAGCUGGUCUUGAUGUUCUGGUGAAUGAGCCAACCGUUGAUUCCUGGUUUUUGGACCAGGAUAACGUCAUUAUUCAACCUCACCUCGGCGGUUUGACGGAUGUUGCGUUUCAGAAGGCCGAGAGGGAAUGUUUUGAGAACAUCAGAGCGUUUUUCAAGAAUGGCAUAGCUAACAGCCCUGUGAAUGCGAACCAUUUGAGAGCUGGCCUGUGA
Messenger RNA from Fusarium verticillioides 7600, 1104 nucleotides. RefSeq lists its product as hypothetical. Bases 61 to 1104 code for a protein of 347 amino acids. Gene Ontology annotation, molecular function: NAD binding; hydroxypyruvate reductase [NAD(P)H] activity; glyoxylate reductase (NADPH) activity. The transcript has 2 exons. Gene Ontology annotation, cellular component: cytosol. The record is from RefSeq and is a predicted model, not a curated record. NCBI's taxonomy places the organism in Eukaryota, Fungi, Ascomycota, Sordariomycetes, Hypocreales, Nectriaceae.